Molecule: messenger RNA, 615 nt
Organism: Cladophialophora carrionii CBS 160.54
Lineage: Eukaryota; Fungi; Ascomycota; Eurotiomycetes; Chaetothyriales; Herpotrichiellaceae
Exons: 2
Coding region: 1-615 (204 amino acids)
Source: RefSeq, a predicted model, not a curated record
AUGCCUUCCCUGUUCUCAAAUGAAUACUCUCGCGGCCCACUCUACCAGUACUGGAAGGAGCGCGGCCAAGAAGAGAAAUCCCUCCGCGAUCAGCGCGUCGACGAAGCCAAGCUCCGCGCCAAAGGAUUCAAGCCUCUAGAUGCGGCAUACGGGCCCAGUUCCGCGGAGAGCUACGCAAGCAGGGAAGGGAGGGGUCCGCCUGCGUACGCAUCUGCUUCUGCUUCCGCUUCCGCUUCUGCUUCUGCCGAGGAUGCACUCGCAGAAGGGAGCGGGCGCAACAUUCCAGCUGGCGACGAACUGCCCGCAUAUAUCGACACUGAUGCUGGGUUAGCGUCGGGGUCAGAUUCGCGCUCCCGUUCGCGCUCCCACUCUCAGCCCCAUGAAGAAGAUCUUGUUCCCGCGGAGGAGGAGAAAGCCCGGCUUCGCGCGCUGGAGGAACAGAACCAGCGGACUCGAUCUGAUGCGGCGAUCGCGAGGACGCUGUCGGAUGAAGCGCCGGACGAGGCCUCCAAGGGAAAGGAGCCAGAGGGGAGGAGGAAAAGUACGGUGGGCAAGGUGGGACGGUGGCUGGCCGACGCCGCGAGCGGGUAUACGAAGAGGCAGGAGCGGUGGUAG